Messenger RNA from Closterium sp. Naga37s-1, 348 nucleotides. NCBI's taxonomy places the organism in Eukaryota, Viridiplantae, Streptophyta, Zygnematophyceae, Desmidiales, Closteriaceae. The record is from the annotation of a GenBank genome assembly.
AUGGGAUUGAUCAUUGAAGUGGAUGAUGAGGGGAGGGAUGAUGAGAUGAGGGAUGAUGAGAUGAGGGAUGAUGAGGGGAGGGAUGAUGAGGGGAGGGAUGAUGAGAUGAGGGAUGAUGAGGGGAGGGAUGAUGAGGGGAGGGAUGAUGAGGGGAGGGAUGAUGAGGGGAGGGAUGAUGAGGGGAGAGAUGAUGAGGGGAGGGAUGAUGAGGGGAGGGAUGAUGAGGGGAGGGAUGAUGAGGGGAGGGAUGAUGAGGGGAGGAUGAUGAGGGGAGGGAUGAUGAGGGGAGGGAUGAUGAGGGGAGGGAUGAUGAGGGGAGGGAUGUUGAGGGGAGGGAUGAUGAGAUGA